Messenger RNA from Mizuhopecten yessoensis (Yesso scallop), 873 nucleotides. RefSeq lists its product as uncharacterized. NCBI's taxonomy places the organism in Eukaryota, Metazoa, Mollusca, Bivalvia, Pectinida, Pectinidae. The record is from RefSeq and is a predicted model, not a curated record. The coding region runs from base 1 to 873 and encodes 290 amino acids. The transcript is spliced from 2 exons.
AUGCAAUACGUAUCUCCUUUCCAGCGUGAAUUACCACAAGCCACCGAUUAUACUGAGCGUGAAUUACCAAAAGCCACCGAUUAUACUGAGCGUGAAUUACCACUAGCCACCGAUUAUACUGAGCGUGAAACACCACUAGCCACCGAUUACACUGAGCGUGAAUUACCACUCGCCACCAAUUAUACUGGGCGUGAAUUACCACUAGCCACCGAUUAUACUGAGCGUGAAUUACCAAUAUCCACCGAUUAUACUGAGCGUGAAUUACCACUAGCCAUCGAUUAUACUGGGCCCACCGAUUAUACUGAGCGUGAAUUACCACUAGGCACCGAUUAUACUGAGCGUGAAUUACCACUAGGCACCGUUUAUACUGAGCAUGAAUUACCACUAUCCACUGAUUAUACUGAGCGUGAAUUACUACUAGCCACCGAUAAUUCUGAGCGUGAAUUACCACAAGCCACCGAUUAUACUGAGCGUGAAUUACCACAAGCCAGCGAUUAUACUGAGCGUGAAUUACCACUAUCCACCGAUUAUACUGAGCGUGAAUUAUCACUAGCCACCGAUUAUACUGAGCGUGAAUUACCAAAAGCCAGCGAUUAUACUGAGCGUGAAUUACCACAAGCCACCGAUUAUACUGAGCGUGAAUUACCACUAGCCACCGAUUAUAUUGAGCGUGAAUUACCACUAGUCACUGAUUAUACUGAGCGUGAAUUACCACAAGCCACCGAUUACACUGAGCGUGAAUUACCACAAGCCACUGAUUAUACUGAGCGUGAAUUACCACUAUCCACCGAUUAUACUGAGCGUGAAUUACCACAAGCCACCGAUUACACUGAGCGUGAAUUACCACAAGCCACCGAUUAUACUGAGCGUUAA